UGAUCAUGAUAAGCACUCUUCAGCCGCUAGGCAGGUUUCCUGCGUGCGCCUGCCAUUUACGAGCGAGCGAUUGCGCGAGCGUGUCCGUAUUCUCGUCAGGUCGAGCGGGGGUUGUCGCCAGGUGCACACUUGUCACACCCACUUUGUCGUUCGCUGGACGCGCAGCAAGGUCGUGUAACUGUGAACUGAGGCGGACAUUAGCAAGGUUAUGUGUGUGAUCGCCGGACGUCGGGAAGGCGCCUGUAAGCUUUGAUGGCGACGUAUCCGCGCGCGUGCUUGCCGUCGGCUGGGAAUCAACAAGCCUGCGUUAUUGUCGGCUGGAUAUAAGCCAGCGUGUGUCAUCGUCGGGUGGAUAUAUCCGAGCUUAUACUGUGAGGUCGACAUAACAAAGCUAUUGGCGCUGGUAGAGGUAAACAUUUUCGAGCUUGCGUUGCUGUUACAAGGAUGCAUCUAUCGCUUUAUGAGCUGGAUAUAUCUCUCUCGUGACUCUGUGAGCGGGACACCGUUACCGUGGUAACUUGCGCCUACUCCCUCAAGGCGUCUGCAUCGGAAAUCUCUUCGUCUGUCGAUCGAGGGAUGUUACACUCGCGAUACAUGUGAACAGGAACGGUUAACGCAGCAGAAAAGUGUUGGGGUGCUGCGGAGUGAGGCAGCCGUGGAUAAGGGCACCUCGCGCGAGGGCCGCCUCAAGAUGGCGACCAGAUUCGCCGAGGCGUCGUCUGCGAACAACGACUCGGGUUAUGAGGACGAACGCUACAUGAACGAUGAGGAAUUCUACGACGGCUUCGUCAAGUACUACGUGUGGAAUUCGAUCGAGAAGGUUCUGUGGGAUAAGUGGAUGAUGGCAGACGACGGCAGUGACGACGACGGCAGUAGUGACGAUGGUGGUAAUAGCAGUGACGUCGAUCUAUUGAAGGAGCAAUUGAAGAGUCUUAGUACGGAGCUAGUGACGUUGCGCAGCUCUCUGAAGGAAGGUCUGUCGACAGACGACCCACCACACGACGCCAUGAAGAGAGACAUGAUCGUGAGACAUUGCGCGCACAGUAGCGUCUACUCGACACUAGAGGACCUGAUUCAUCUCUCCGGUCCAUUGACCGAGGACGCCAUCGUUAGAGCUCUACAGACGCGCUUCUACAACGCAGACUUCUACUACACAUAUCUGUGGUCUUCCAGUGGAGUCAGUGGCAGUGGAAAGACAUAUGCUUCCAUGCAGUUGCUAAGGCAACUAUUUGAUAUCGCCGGUGGUGGACCAGAAACGGACACAUUCAAGCACCUCUCUGCUGCUUUUACUGUGCUGCGGUCGCUAGGCAACGCCAAAACAGUCUCCAAUACGGAAUCUAGUCGAAUGGGCCAGUUUAUAGAGGUACAUGUCACAGAUGGCGCCCUCUACCGAACGAAAAUACACUGCUAUUUUAUUGACCAGUCACGAAUCGUGAAACCACAACGGCACGAAAAGAACUUUCACAUUUUCUAUCAGAUGCUCGCCGGUCUAACCCAGGACGAAAAAGUAAAAUUGUACCUGGAGGGGUUCUCUGCUCAUAGCCUUCGAUACCUCAGUCAGGGCGAUACGAAUCAAAACGAGGCUCAGGAUGCAGCUCGCUUCGACACUUGGAAGAUACGUCGCGCUCGUCGCACGGGAGUCUGCCGUCGUCGCGCUCACACCGGCAGCAGCAACGGCUCCCUGCGCUCUGAAUGGCUUCAUCGAGAUCUUCGAACAUGUUCGGCUUCGAAGAAGUCUCAGGAGAACGGCUUCGAGCAGCUGUGCACGAACCUGUGUGCGGAGACGAUGCAACACUUCUACAACACUCACAUCUUUAAGAGCACGCUGGAGUGCGCCAAGGACGAGGGCAUACAGUGUGAGAUCGACGUCGACUACACCGACAACGCGCCCUGCAUAGAACUCAUCUCAUCACAGCGGACUGGCUUGCUGAGUUUACUGGACAGUGAGAGCUUACUUCCGAGGAGCACGAACGAGUCGUAUGUGCAGCGCGUACGGGUGCAGCAUCGCAUGAACCCUGGGUGUUCGAACGACGGACAGGAGGCAGAUCUGUUCGACAGAGAAACGGUCGUGCAUCAGAUACGAGGAUUGGAGGUGUUGGAGACCGUUAACCUGAUGGCUGAAGGUUUCUCGCACCGCAUGCGUUUCAAGGCAUUUUCCAAUAACUAUCGGUUUCUACUCCGGAGUCCGCUGGCUGUCAAAACGGAUAACAAAGCAUACGAAGAAUCGAAGGCUAUUCUAGAGCGACUGUCGCAGAUAUUGUCUGAGAGCAAUACGCCGUUCAGUAGCUCCAGCUGGGCUGUAGGGCAGAAGCACAUAUUUCUUAGUGAGUUGACGCGGCAGCAGUUAGAGACUCUGAGGCAGCGGCGACGCAACCAGGCAGCAACCGUGCUGCAGAAGAACGUACUACGCUGGCGCGCCGUGCGACGCUGGCCCAGUCUACGACGAACCCUGGAGAUGAGGAGGAAGAACUGGAACCACAGGCCGACGCCGCCGCGACCAGCCAAAUCCAGCGCACUCAUGUCAAGGCCACGCCCACAGCCGAUAAUUGACACGUCAGAUGCGCUGGAAAUCAGUCGGCUCUGUGAUAAAUCUACAGUGCAAGCGACCAUCAACGCCUACGGUUUGGAUAUGGAGAACGCUCCACCAAUCCCAGCGAAGCGGACGUACACGGUGACGGGCAACGCAAAGGUCGGCUUCCCUCACACACGAGUUAUCGUCAACACCUACCAGGAAGAUGGUAGGGCGGACCGAACCCUGAUGAAAGGGGAGCCGGUCAAGGUCGUGGGAAAGUCGAGGAAGAGUGGCUACUUGCUCGUAGAGCACAAGAACGGCUUCAGCAUUGAUGUGCCUUUCCAGUAUUUAUCGCUACCGGAGAAGCCAAAUAAAUGCUGAAAUUCCCAGAGACUGGCGCCAAAUCACAGGGACAAAGUUUCAUUUUACUCGUUCGCCAAACAAAGAGAGAGCGUGUGGGAAUUUAUAUUACGUUAUACUGUUAAAAUAAUAUAAUUAAGUAUAUUUUGAAUCAAAAUACUGGUUUUGUGGUUAGGAUAAAUGAGAGGGAAGGUUAAAACAAUAACGGCCUAUCACUCGCGAGAGAGUGUGUGAGAUAUAACAGAAUUAGAGACAGAUCACCACAGCUUUUAAUCAUCAGUUAGAUAGUAGCUCAUCUGAGAAUAUUGUUCCACCUGGCAUUAAUUGUUGAAGCCUCCCGAUUGUGUAAAUGUUAAUCAUUCUUGCUCAUCCGUAGUCUACUUUUGUUCUACUUAUGUGUUCUUGUAGUGUAUAUAGGAUUGAUCUUAGUAGCAUUCCACUGCCGUGUUUGUAUUUAUUUCUGACGUUGUACAUUUCAUAUAUCUUUCACGCGUUGUUAAUCAUGUCGAUUUAUUAUUUUAAUUGCGAGCGCGCGUUAUAUACAGUUGUUUCUGUUGUAGACGAUGAAGGCGACAGUAAAUCGAAUGUUAGAUCUGUUGGAGUUCGAGCUGGUAUAUUGUACACCGCCUUCGCCAUUACUAACUUAUUUCUGCGAAAAAACGCGGCUGUGAACAGACGUUUUGCUAUGGUCUUGGGCAUCGGAGCUUGCUCACUAAAUAACGCCGUAUCUUGUAAAUCGCUGUACCUACCUUUGAAAUCUUUUAAUUGAAAUCUUUGAAACCUGUAAUCUUUGAAAAUGUUAUCGGAGGCUCAUUGCAGUUUAUUUUCUUAAAUAAUCGAUGUGAAUGCACCGUAAAGUCUCAAGAGUUGUCGGAUAACUACAGCCUGGUAGCUAUAGAUGUAGCGGUGAAUGUAUAUAUAUAUACUCUAUGGCUCCGAAUUACGAAAUGCGGAUCAGCGAAGGCUAUACCAAUAGCGCGAAUAUAGCUGAUGCGUUUCGCAUGUCAAGUGCUUAUUAUAGUCCCUCGAUGACUUAGUCUCCCUAUUGUAGUUUUAAUAAUAACGCAAUCUUAUUUCUGUAAUAUAUGUCUUUCUGGUUACGUAAGUGAGCGAGUGCAGGGAUAAUAUUCGCGGCAGAGCAUGGUUGGCUGUUUACAUACCAGCUGGCAGAGUUGUGCCUGUAAUAUAUGAUGUACAGAGUGCGCGUGUUCUCAGUUACAAUUUGCAAUAAACGACCAGUAUGAAAGUAACGCA
Messenger RNA from Priapulus caudatus, 4126 nucleotides. RefSeq lists its product as uncharacterized. Bases 692 to 2893 code for a protein of 733 amino acids. Gene Ontology annotation, biological process: actin filament organization; vesicle transport along actin filament. The record is from RefSeq and is a predicted model, not a curated record. The transcript has 17 exons. Gene Ontology annotation, cellular component: cytoplasm; myosin complex; vesicle. Lineage: Eukaryota; Metazoa; Priapulida; Priapulimorpha; Priapulimorphida; Priapulidae. Gene Ontology annotation, molecular function: cytoskeletal motor activity; actin filament binding; ATP binding.